This is a messenger RNA of Spirodela intermedia, 6839 nucleotides long. Lineage: Eukaryota; Viridiplantae; Streptophyta; Magnoliopsida; Alismatales; Araceae. The record is from the annotation of a GenBank genome assembly.
AUGCCGCUUUUGCUUGUCCCUGGGAUGCUCGCGAGGUCUUCCUCCUCCCGCAUCCUACCGUCGGCUGCGACCGCGGCGGUGACCAGGGCGUGGCUGACGUCGCCGCCCCUGACGCCUUGCUCCUCCGCGCCAGAGGCGGCGUCGGAGCCCAGGCGGUCCCCUCCUGUCUCGCCGUCUCGGCAUUUCGGGGACUGGAGGUCCCCUCUGAGCCACCGUGCUCUGAUCCGCUCUUCCGCCGCCGUGACGGAGCAAUUCGAGAGGCGAUUCGCUACUAUCGGUGGGUUUGCUCUGCCGUCUUCCUUUUCCUGAGUCCAUUGAUUUCGGGGUUUGUACGUUGUUUCUCUCUCGGCCUAAUCCCCAUGUCUCUUAUCCUGUGGAAUUAGCUACGAAGAACUCGUAUGAGAGCAUCUUGACCUCCCUCUCCAAGCCGGGUGGAGGCGGCGAGUUCGGGAAGUACUAUAGCCUGCCGGCUCUCAACGACCCCAGAAUCGGUCAGCCGCUGACUCCUACUGCUCUUCUCUGUCCUGUCUGAAAGAACCUUCGGAGAGUCUCGUUUCCGUUUUCAUCUUGUUUGGUUCUUCUCUGAUUUCCUGGAAACGAUGAUGCUGCAGAUAGACUUCCUUACUCAAUAAGGAUACUGUUGGAAUCGGCGAUUAGGAACUGCGACGAAUUCCAGGUGACGGGUAAGGAUGUGGAGAAGAUCAUCGACUGGGAGAACACAGCUCCAAAGCAAGUCGAGGUCCCCUUCAAGCCUGCGCGUGUUCUCCUACAGGUUCCACUUCCCACUCUGAUAUUUAUUGGGCAUCUUGAAGAAUAAGUCCAGUCCAGCGAGUUCUAUACCUGGCCUUGGCUUUAGGACAUUAUUGUUGUUAAUAUAGUGGUUUUAUUUGGCGAACUGCUCAAGCUUUAACAAUGAACGCUAAUGAUCAAAAUGUUUUUUUUCUUCCGUAUUUUAUCUCAGUCUUAUUAAUUAAAAAUCCAGACAAAGCCGUUGACCGUACAUGUGGGAGUUAUUUUAAAUAUGGUAUUUGAGUUGACCACCUUUUUCGCACAAAUUUUCAGGACUUUACGGGUGUGCCAGCAGUUGUUGACCUUGCCUGCAUGCGCGAUGCCAUGAACAAGCUUGGUAGUGAUUCAAAUAAGAUAAAUCCACUGGUCAGUGAUGCUUAUUUACGUUUCAUUUUAUCAUUCAACAUUAUCCUCUGCGUGUUCUGAUCUUUUUCCUAUGUCUGUAUGCCCUGCAUAUUGUUAAUAUAUUAUAAGUUAUCUAAAAUCGGUUUCUGAACUCUGGUGAGAUGCAUAGCACAAUAGUACAAUAGUGGUCAAUUGCCAAUGUGGAUAAAAUUAGCUCGAGAAAUCUAGGAAUUGUAGAAGGAUAAUAUAAGAUGAAUGCUUCAAUAUCACUGGGACGCUGCAUAAAAGGUCAUAGUGUUCCAUUGUUUCCAUCACCUGUGAGGAGCUUCUUCACCAAAUGACAGUGCUAUUUGUAUCUCUCUUUCACACAGGGCUUCCUUCUUUAAAGUCAUUCUCAUCUUGAGAUGUAAAUGUGUCUUUGCUUUCAUCAAAUAACUUGGUGUCUUGAAUGCCAUGACUGCAGGUACCUGUGGACCUUGUCAUUGACCAUUCAGUGCAGGUCGAUGUGGCAAGAUCAGAAAAUGCAGUGCAGGCAAACAUGGAACUCGAAUUCGAACGAAACAAGGAAAGGUUUGGUUUCCUCAAGUGGGGAUCGAAAGCAUUUAAAAAUAUGCUUGUGGUUCCUCCAGGGUCAGGGAUUGUCCAUCAGGUAUCCUAUAAUCUAGCUCUGUCGUGUCGCAUAUUAUUAAUUAUUUUUUCUUUCUUAUCUUUUCAAAAAUCAAUCUUUUUGUUGAUGGGAGAUUGUGCGCCUUCCAUUUUUCUCAAGAUUUUGACAUGAUUCUAAAAUGUGUUUGACAGGUGAAUUUGGAAUACCUCGGCCGUGUUGUGUUUAACAAUGGUGGUCUGCUUUACCCUGAUAGUGUUGUUGGUACCGAUUCACAUACAACAAUGAUAGAUGGGUUAGGCGUUGCUGGCUGGGGAGUUGGUGGCAUUGAAGCAGAAGCUGCAAUGCUUGGGCAGGUAAUCAAUGCAACAUUUUGUUUAAAAUUUUAAUUUUUGAUGAGCUUACUUGAGGAUUUCAUGGAGGGUAUGAAAUAUCACGUAUGGUUACAAGUGGACGUGUUUAUUUCUUUCUUCACACACUUACGUGAUCAAUUUUUGUUCUUUAACACUGUCCAGUCAUGGAAAGAUUUAUUUUUUGGUACAUUUUUACCAUUGUCGCUUGCAACCAAAUUAGUUUUCUCACGUGAUCUAAAUUUUCCUUUGUAUCUUAUUUAAUAAAAAAAAUUAUUCAACACAGCCAAUGAGUAUGGUGUUGCCAGGAGUGGUGGGAUUCAACUUAUCAGGGAAACUGAAGGAAGGAGUAACAGCAACAGAUUUAGUUUUGACGGUGACCCAGAUUCUUCGUAAGCAUGGCGUUGUUGGAAAGUUUGUGGAAUUUUACGGUAAGCCAAUCAGAUUUUUCUCACAUUCGGCUAUUCAUUUUGUAAUUUUAUGAUGUAUGUGAUCAUCAUAUCAUAUUUUGCAUUACAGGGCCAGGGAUGAGCCAACUUUCUCUCGCCGAUCGUGCUACUAUUGCCAACAUGUCUCCUGAAUAUGGUGCGACCAUGGGGUUUUUCCCUGUGGAUCAUGUUACUCUUCAGUACUUGAGAUUAACAGGCAGAAGUGACGAAACAGUAAGAUAGUGACAAAUUAAACUGUGUUCCUUCGCUGAUAACUUGUGAGUCAUGCUGGUUGUGAUCAAUUUCAGGUGGCUAUGAUAGAGUCUUAUUUGCGGGCAAACAAGAUGUUUGUUGAUUAUAGCCAGGUAAGAAGUUCAUUUAUUGUCUGUGCAAUGGAAUUGCCUUAUUUACUCUCUUUUCUGACUGGAAAUCAAAUCUCUUAACCAGCCCCAAACAGAAAGAGUAUACUCCUCCUACCUUGAGUUGAAUCUUGUGGAUGUGGAGCCUUGUAUUUCAGGACCUAAGAGGUAAUGUUAAGCAUGAUAGAUUUCUUGUCACUGUAAUCAUGUUACUGUUUCUUAUUCUGAAAAUUCAACUUCAUUGCAAUCGAUUAGCCAUCCCUUCUAAUUCACUAUUUUUUCUGGCGACUUUGUUUUUGUCAGACCACAUGACCGGGUUUCUGUGAAGGAAAUGAAGGCAGACUGGCACUCCUGCUUAGACAACAAAGUUGGAUUCAAGGUUUGCUUUUUUAAUUCCUUCUAUUUGAAUUUUUGAUGAUACAGUAUGGAACUUGUCCUUCUUGUUAAGCUGCGUCACUCGCUGGAAAACAAGUGACAUAAUUUUCAUAGUGUUAUUCUUAUAACUAAAAUUAUGCUCAUCUUCUUUCCUCUGAAGAACCAAGGUAUUCUCUAUCCCUAUCCAAAGUCACCCUCUCUGAAACCUUUGGGUGGCUCUUAUGUAACCACAUUUCUGGCCCAUUUAACUAUCCUUGGUUAUGACUCCCAUUCAACUUCCUUCAUCACUCUCUCACGCUGUCUUUCUUGUUCCUCUUUCUCUACCGGAUCACUCCUCAGGAAUAACAAACUAUAAUCACCUAAAACCUUCUUUUAAGAUUUAAGUAGACAAACGUAGACAACAUAUUAAGGAGAACGAUAAGUUUGAUAUCUGGGUAUGCAUUCUUUAAAUGAUGUUUUGCAGGCCAGUGCCCUUUGUUUAUAUUUAGGCUCAGACAGGUAGGGGAGGAUGUCUUGAUGAUUAAUUAUCCGUUCUUUUGUUCGAUUCCUCGUAGAGUUGUUUCAUUAUUUAAUCGUCUUAAUGGCAUCUAAAGUAUAUAACAUGAUAUGAACAUUUGUUGUAGCCUUUUUACAAGACAGAAUAACGUGUUCCUGCAUCAUAUUAUUCAGUAAAUAACUAACCUAGAGAAAUUAUUUCAUUUUAUCCUUUGGUUAUAUCUAUCCCAAGGUUGGCUGCGCUGUCUCCAUGAACAGAACACAGGAAGAACUGACAUAUUAUAGCAUGGGAUACAGAAUUGCUCUUUACAGCCAUAUUUCCUUUUUCUUCUCCUUCAUAAGUACAGGAUCAACAUAAAAGUUUCUACAAUAAAAAGGUUCUUAUGUUACAUUGUAGACUGACUAUUGACAGUGAAACGGUAAUUAGUAAUGACCUGACAACAGAUACGCUUCUUAGUGUUGAAUUAGAGUUAUCGGUUCUCUUAUGUUUUUGAGUUACUUGAAAGUAGAAAUAACGCUUUCCUAUAUUCCUCUUUGAUGUACUAUGCAGUUAGCUUUUAGAAUUUCUCCAAUAACAAGGAUGAACUGUUCAAAUAUUGCAAAAACAAAUUCUAGGUAUUGAGAUGUCCAUUUAUAGAAAUCUAUUUUUCUUUGGUCCCACCUUGGCAUUUAAAAAAAGUUUUCCCUAGGAAGAUGCAACAUAGAGGGUUAAAAGCCACUACAUAUCGAAGAACUUUGAUAGUCAUAACCAUAAAUGUUCUAGUUGGUCUGGAGCGUGUUGACUUGCGGCAUAAUUAGACAGUGAUACACAUCUGAAUCAUCCAUGACUGGUAUUUACAGGGAUUUGCUGUUCCAAAGGAAUCUCAGAGUAAAGUCGUUGAUUUUUCAUUCCAUGGAACUCCAGCGCAAAUCAAACACGGAGAUGUUGUUAUAGCAGCAAUCACCAGUUGCACAAACACGUCUAAUCCUAGUGUGAUGCUUGGUGCUGCUUUGGUUGCCAAGAAAGCGUCUGAAUUGGGUCUUGAGGUAAGAAAACGCAUUUAUGUACGUCAUGUAGCAUUAGCGAAAGAGGGAAUCCUCUCUCACUCUCUAGCUGAUGAUAUUGAUAUCCAUGGUCCUUUUCUUCUGGCCCUUUUAAACAGGUGAAACCAUGGAUUAAGACGAGUCUUGCUCCAGGUUCUGGGGUUGUAACCAAAUACUUGGAAAAGAGGUAUGGAGCUCAUACAUGAUUAUAAUUACGUAAAUCACUUGGUUACAACUCCUCGGAGUGAACUUUUCUUCUGUUUCUGUUCUCAGUGGCUUGCAGAAGUAUCUAAACCAGCUCGGCUUUCACAUUGUGGGGUACGGAUGCACAACCUGCAUUGGAAAUUCGGGAGAUAUCGAUGAGUCAGUAGCUGCAGCGAUUUCUGAAAAUGGUAAUUUAAUCAGCUGAUCCUAGUAGAUGCACAGCCUCCCUUCUCACGGUUACUAUCCAUUUGCAGACAUUGUUGCUGCUGCUGUGCUGUCGGGAAAUAGGAACUUUGAGGGUCGCGUGCAUCCUCUCACUAGAGCAAACUACCUUGCAUCCCCGCCACUCGUGGUGGCAUAUGCUCUUGCUGGCACGGUGCGUGGCAGGGAGAUUGCCCAUUGCCCCUGCUUUUCUGACAUUAUUUCCGGAAAUGACUUAUCGUCUAUCUGGUGCAGGUCGACAUCGACUUUGAGACAGAACCCAUUGGGAUCGGAAAAGAUGGGAAGAAAGUAUAUUUCAGAGACAUCUGGCCAUCAAAUGAAGAGAUUGCGAAUGUGAGCUUCACCAUCGUAUCUCCUCUCACCCAUCGUCAUCCUCAUAUGUUUCCUUUUCUGCUUCCAGGUGGUGCAGUCCAGCGUCCUGCCGGACAUGUUCAAGGCUACCUACACAGCCAUCACUGAAGGAAACCCGAUGUGGAACCAGCUCUCUGUGCCCACAAGCAAGCUGUACUCAUGGGACCCUGCUUCAACGUACAUUCACGAGCCGCCCUACUUCAAGGGCAUGACCAUGUCCCCACCCGGGCCCCACAGCGUCAAGGAUGCCUACUGCUUGCUCAACUUUGGAGACAGCAUCACCACCGACCACAUCUCUCCUGCUGGGAACAUCCAGAAAGACAGCCCCGCCGCCAAGUAUCUGGUGGAGCGGGGGGUGGAGAGGAAAGACUUCAACUCGUAUGGCAGCCGCCGUGGCAAUGAUGAGAUCAUGGCGAGGGGCACCUUUGCCAACAUCCGCAUCGUGAAUAAGCUCUUGAAGGGAGAAGUAGGGCCUCACACGGUCCACAUCCCAUCUGGAGAGAAGCUUUCUGUGUUCGACGCUGCCACGGUAAAUCUUGCUCUCUUUUGAUUCGAACACAUAUCCUCUUUUAGAAAAUCAAAAACAAAAAUAAAUAAAUUCGUGGGUGUUUGGCGAAAACGGAAAUGAUUGAUCUUCUGAUUUCUACAUCCGAUGCUUAAUAGUUAUUACUAUUUUGAGCAGAGAUACAAAUCCCAGGGGCACGACACAAUCAUCUUGGCCGGGGCUGAGUAUGGCAGCGGAAGCUCCCGCGAUUGGGCGGCUAAAGGACCAAUGCUACUGGUACGUAAGCUGAACAAACUCAUAUUCUGAAGGAGAAUCCUUCACCUCUGCUUUAUCGGUAUGUGUGGAUCCGGAUGCAGGGCGUGAAGGCCGUCAUCGCCAAGAGCUUUGAGAGGAUCCACCGCAGCAAUCUGGUGGGGAUGGGCAUCGUCCCCCUCUGCUUCAAGGCCGGGGAGGACGCCGAGACGCUCGGCCUGACCGGCCACGAGCGAUUCACUAUCGACCUCCCUAGCUCCGUGAACGAGAUCAAGCCGGGGCAGGACAUCACCGUGAAGACCGACACCGGCAAAUCCUUCACCUGCACCGUUCGCUUCGACACGGAGGUACCCCAGAACCAUCCGAUUCACGGCUUCCUUUCUUUAGCGAGAGAGAGAGAGAGAGAGAGAGAGAGAGAGAGAGGUGGAGAGCACAGGCUGAUUCCUCUCUCAUCUGCUGCAGGUGGAGCUGGCCUACUUCAACAAUGGCGGAAUUCUUCCGUACGUCAUCAGGAACCUGAUCAAAGCGGACAGCUGA